UAUGAGGCAAUGGGACAGAAUUGAAAGUGAAGGAAACAUUUGGGCCUCUUUUGCAGGUGAUGAUGAGACAAGUAUAGUUCAUAUGGCCUCACUUCAUCAUUAUUUCGAUUAUUGUGGUGGAAAUCGUAUCGGUGAUGACCUUUAUACAGAUUCAGUCAUUGCUCUGCAAGCUCAUUCAAGAGUAAAACUGAGGCAUAACAGUCUGUUAAAUAACUAUAUCUUGACAUUAAGGGAUAGAAAGGCUGGAACGACUAUCAGUAAUAUUAAAAAAGUGAGACAAGCUAUAAAAAUCGUCCUAUACUAUCAAUUUACACAAACUUUAUUUAUUUACUUCGGAAAAGAAGUUAUCGUUUACUUUAUUAUUGACUUUGAAAAAAAUAGGUUCCUGGGCAAAGUUGCAAGGAAAGCGCAAACAAAAACCAGUUGGAGAUUUAGGUCGAUCGGAGAGAGAACUCAGUUCGAUAUGAGUCUGGUCAAUUAUAGUCUAUUCAACAAUACAGAAUCUUGUAUUGACAUUCUAUUGGAUGUUAUGAAAGUUUAUAAUGGUUUUUUUGACAGCGAACCGUCUUGGUUAAUACCGUGUCACGUAGGUCCCUACGCAACCAUGAUUGGCAUAAAUUUAAAUAACACAACUAUCAAAUGGAAAGCUUUCUCCCUACAAUUGAUUCCUGGAAGCGACGCUGUAAUGGGAGCUGGUUCGGAAGACCAUAAAAUUUUAAGCGCAUGA
Dimorphilus gyrociliatus is the source of this 727-nucleotide messenger RNA. The record is from the annotation of a GenBank genome assembly. Lineage: Eukaryota; Metazoa; Annelida; Polychaeta; Dinophilidae.